AUGCCUCCUCGCAUACUCGUCUACUCCGCUACAGCAGGAUUCAGACACGACAGCAUCGAGCCUUCCAUCGAGGCUCUGAAAGCCAAGGAAUCUGCCCUCGACGUAGAGUUUGAUUUUACGGAGGACAAGUCAAAGUUCACGGACGAGAAUUUGUCUCAGUAUGACGCCAUUUUGUUCUUGAACAACUCCGGCAUUAUCCUUGAUGAUACGGGGAAGGCUGCUCUACAGAACUAUUUCAAUCUCGGCGGCAACUUCAUUGCUAUUCACUGCGCCGCAGACGCCCUUCGCGAUUCUCCCUUUUUCGGGAGACAGAUCGGUGCCUAUUUUGACUACCACCCUGAUAUCCAGGAAUCAGCUGUAGAUGUCCUGGACAAGACGCACCCUAGUACCGUCAUGCUACCAGAUAAAUGGCGCUUGCUGGACGAAAUGUACAACUUUGAGUCGGACCCUCGUGCCGUUGGGGCAAAGAUCCUUCUAACAGCCGACGAGUCAAGCUACGAAGAUCCUCAGGCAAAAGGAAAGACUUUGCGCCAUGGAUCUCCCCACCCAAUUGCUUGGUAUCAGGAACGGGGUGCCGGUGCUGAAAGCCAUGACACUGCCGGUCGCAGCUGGUUCACUGGGCUUGGUCAUUGUAUCGAAAUAUGGAGCGAUGACCUCUUCUUGGGCCACGUCAUGGGCGGUAUCAAGUGGGUGCUGCAAUCGAAGACCACGAAAGCAUUUAACGGCAACGGCAAUGUCGGUAAUGCGUCCUGA
Messenger RNA from Suillus clintonianus, 753 nucleotides. Its product is annotated as ThuA-like domain-containing protein. Lineage: Eukaryota; Fungi; Basidiomycota; Agaricomycetes; Boletales; Suillaceae. The transcript is spliced from 8 exons. Bases 1 to 753 code for a protein of 250 amino acids. The record is from RefSeq and is a predicted model, not a curated record.